Gongylonema pulchrum is the source of this 1257-nucleotide messenger RNA. Lineage: Eukaryota; Metazoa; Nematoda; Chromadorea; Rhabditida; Gongylonematidae. The record is from the annotation of a GenBank genome assembly.
AUGUCGCGAUCCGAACAAGCAGUUGCACUGACGUACUUAGUGGAUGAAUGCUCACUGGAACAUAUUCGAUGCUUGCGAAGUAUGAUCGAGCCUUUUUUCCAGAAAGAUUUUAUCGGAGAAUUGCCAAAUGAGAUAGCUUUACAUGUGAUGAGCUUCUUAUCGCCAGCUGAUAUCGCCCGCGUAUCGCUUACAUGCCGUUACUGGCAUCAUUUAGCAGAAGACAAUCGUUUGUGGAAGAAAAAGUGUGCGGAAAUGAAUGUGAGCGUUUUGGAUGAGCCAAGAUAUUGUGCGGAUGAUGAGCCAAAAAAUGUUUGCUUAUCGAGGUCAAAAUGGAAGGCAGUUUAUCUACGCCAUCAACGCAUUCAAGCAAACUGGCGCUCUCUUCCUCUUCGAGGCUCAUGCAUACUGAAGGGACACGAUGAACAUGUGAUAACAUGCCUCCAGAUUCGUGGUGAUUUGAUUGUAACCGGUUCAGACGAUAACACACUAAAAAUAUGGUCAAGCAGUAAGGCAGUGGUGAGCGUUCUUCCCUUACAUCAUCUGCUUGUGACAGGAUCUCGUGACACAACAUUGCGCUUGUGGAAUAUUAAAACGGGUGCCUGUCUGCGUGUCCUGCAGGGACACAUUGCUGCUGUGCGUUGCGUGCAGUUCGAUGGCUUGCGCAUUGUCUCUGGAGCUUACGACUUCUCCGUUAAAGUGUGGGAUGCGGAAUCAGGAAGGUGUUUUCACACACUCAAUGGCCAUACUAAUCGAGUUUAUUCCUUGCUGCUCGAUAGCGAAAGAGAUAUAGUGGUGAGCGGAAGUCUGGAUACAACGAUCAAAAUAUGGAAUAUUCGCGAAGGGGUAUGCACACAUACCUUGGUUGGACAUCAGUCACUGACGUCGGGUAUGCAGCUAAGAGGCAAUACACUUGUUUCUGGCAAUGCCGAUAGCACAAUAAAGGUCUGGGAUAUAAUGAGCGGGCAGUGCAAGUAUACGCUUACUGGUCCAAAUCGGCAUGCGUCUGCUGUGACCAGUUUACAGUUUUUGGAGAAUGGCCUAGUGGCAACGAGCAGCGACGAUGGCUCGGUGAAGCUGUGGGACGUGAUGGAAGGCGUGUUUGUGCGUGACUUGGUCCGUCUUCGUUCUGGUGGAUCGGGCGGCUGCAUCUGGCGCCUCAAAUCCACACCAACAAUGCUGGUUUGUGCUGUCGGCUCGCGAAAUGGUACCGAAGACACCAAAUUGAUCCUGUUGGAUUUUGAUGCUGAUUAUCCAUGA